AUGUCACUGCCUCCCCGAACCAGAUCCUCCCCACAAAGAAGCGCACUUCAUCCCUACCCUCUCUCCACCUCCAUCCCUGCAAAGCCAGGAACCAACCACAGCCCUCAGAGGCCGCUUCCGGCAGAGCUCUCUAUCAUUCCCAUCACCGCCUCAACUCUCCCUGCCUACCGCAGACUCAUAACCCUCUUACUCCCGAUACGCUACGCGGACAAGUUCUACAAAGAUUCCAUUGUCAAUCCUACGCCCUCCUCCCUCGCCCUCUGCGCUUUAUGGAACGAAACAUCGCGACCUGGUAAGCGGAAAAGGGACUCCCUCAAUGAUGAGCAGCCCUCAUCCGUACCUGCGGCUGGUGGGUCGGAAGCCAAGGUUAUAGGAGGCAUCCAAUGCCGCCUAGAACCCCUCCCUUGUCCGCCACCUAUCACCCCACCUACCACCUCAACCGCCCAACCACCACCACCCCAGCAGCAAUCGCACAACCUCUACAUUCAGACUCUCGCCAUCCUCUCUCCCUACCGUUCCCUUGGUCUCGCCACCGCCCUUCUCGACGCCAUCAUAUCUACAGCUCUCACCCACUACCCACGGCAGAAUAUAAACGUCAAAGAGAUCUACGCACAUGUCUGGGAAGCAAAUGAGGAGGCGCUAGAGUGGUAUGUCAAGAGGGGGUUUGAGGUGGGAGAGGAGGUUGUGAAGGAGUACUAUCGGAAAUUGAAGCCCAGUGGGGCGAGGGUUGUGAGGAGGAGGGUUGGGGUGGGGGACUGGGUUGGUGUUGCGGGGGGGUGGGAGGGAGUUGUAAUUGGCAGAGGAGGAGGUAAGGAGGAAGACGAGGAUAGAGUGGUAAUGGGAAAGGAGGGGUUUGGACAUGGGUGA
This is a messenger RNA of Letharia columbiana, 867 nucleotides long. RefSeq lists its product as uncharacterized. Gene Ontology annotation, biological process: mitotic sister chromatid cohesion. Gene Ontology annotation, cellular component: NatA complex. Gene Ontology annotation, molecular function: acyltransferase activity, transferring groups other than amino-acyl groups. Bases 1 to 867 code for a protein of 288 amino acids. The record is from RefSeq and is a predicted model, not a curated record. The transcript has a single exon. Lineage: Eukaryota; Fungi; Ascomycota; Lecanoromycetes; Lecanorales; Parmeliaceae.